AUGCCGUCGUGGUCGCCUGAAACACGGCUGGAAUGGAUCUUUUCCGCAGCUGCAGCGGCUCAAGGAGUCGUCAAUUCAACCAUUCAGAUUGUUAUCCUAGUCGUCUAUUUGCAAUGGGUCAAUAAACCGAUAUACGAGGUCCCAUUAUCCUAUGUCAUAUCGUUGAUCCUUUCCAUCAACACCCUUGGCUGUUUCUAUCAAUUGAUCUUGACACUAGACGCAUACCGCAUUAAAAACCACAUUCAGAUCUUUAUGCUGUGUGUCGCUAAUGUGUGUCUUUCAGCCGCGACUAUACUGCAAUAUGGAGAGAUACGCACUGCGUCGGCAAGAGCCGUUGUUGGUUUCAACGGAAUGAACCUUCCUUUUGUGAAGAGGGACUGGGAAUUCUGGAGGCGUGUGUCGCCCGGUUUGAUUGUCUGCGCCGUGGUUAGCUGUACCUGCAGCACCGUCAUGUGUCUUGUCGCCAUGAAGCUCUAUCGUGAAUUCGCAUGGGCUUUGUAUCAAGACGUCAGUCCAGACAUGGCCAUACAAUGGAAGUACAUGUGCUAUCAAAUCUACCUAGGAUUUCUCAAGUACACACCGUAUUUCGUCUUUGCCUUUAUAUUGAUCUACGACUUGAUCAACGUGCACUAUGUUGAGCCAGAAUUCUCUUUGACCAUGGCUAUCAUCCCUGUCACGCUCCUCCAUUUGGCUUUGGCUGUAUAUUUUGUUCGACAUGAAAUUCGCAUCGGCAUGAUCUUGGUCUUGCUCUUCCAUGCCGCUAAUAUCGCCUACGUUAUCAGCCGAUUGUUGGUCUUGUAUGGUCAUGGGCUACUCUCCAAGACGAUGAUGAAGGAUGAGAUGGUUUUCUAUAUCUGCAUAGGUGGUGCACUCUCUUUGUUCUCGCUAGUUGCUGGGAGUGUCUGCAUGUUUAACUUCAGGAAAGGACUGAAGCCUAUUUUACUUGGGCAAAUAAAACGACGACCUCAGGCGCAUGAGCUUGAAGACGACUACUACAUCCAACGGCUCAACUACAACAUUGUACCGGCACCAGAUCGGGAUUCACAACGGUUCUUAGUAGAUUGA
Molecule: messenger RNA, 1065 nt
Organism: Bipolaris oryzae ATCC 44560
Lineage: Eukaryota; Fungi; Ascomycota; Dothideomycetes; Pleosporales; Pleosporaceae
Exons: 5
Coding region: 1-1065 (354 amino acids)
Cellular component (GO): Golgi apparatus
Source: RefSeq, a predicted model, not a curated record